Molecule: messenger RNA, 2013 nt
Organism: Grosmannia clavigera kw1407
Lineage: Eukaryota; Fungi; Ascomycota; Sordariomycetes; Ophiostomatales; Ophiostomataceae
Product: ribosome biogenesis GTPase
Exons: 3
Coding region: 1-2013 (670 amino acids)
Biological process (GO): ribosomal subunit export from nucleus
Cellular component (GO): cytosol
Molecular function (GO): GTP binding; GTPase activity
Source: RefSeq, a predicted model, not a curated record
AUGGUUUUACCAAAGUCCAAGACCUCUGUUGGUCUGGGCAACACGUUGAUGAAAGAUCGCUUUGGCAAGGGAAAAGGAGCGGACAGACGCAAGGGCGCCUCUAUUACGCGGACAGAUCAUGUGACUGGCGAGCAGUAUGUGACUACUGCGCGCCGCGAGGCCGGAUGGGUGAAGAUGCGCUCCGUGACGGAACAGGGCGCGUUGGAGGAGUUCUUGGCGACGGCGCAGUUGGCUGGCACCGACUUCACGGCACAGAAGAUGAACAAUGUCAAGAUUAUCCACACGGACCAGAAGAACCCGUAUCUUCUGACGGCGGCAGAGGAACGGACAGCGCUGAAGAAGCACAAGGAGAACAGAGACCGGCUGACGGUGCCGAGGCGUCCGAAAUGGGAUGCCUCAACGACGCCGGGGGAGCUGGACCUGAUGGAGCGCGAGUCCUUUUUGGUGUGGCGCCGAGGACUUGCCGAGCUGCAGGAGAACCAGGAUCUGCUGAUGACUCCGUUUGAGCGGAAUCUCGAGGUCUGGCGGCAGCUGUGGCGAGUGAUUGAGCGCUCGGACCUGGUGGUGCAGAUUGUCGACGCACGCAGUCCCUUGCUGUUCCGGUCCGAAGACCUGGAGGAUUACGUCAAGGAGAUCGACCCGCGCAAGGAGAACCUGCUGUUGAUCAACAAGGCCGACAUGAUGACGGAAGAGCAGAGAUUGGCCUGGGCCACGUACUUGAAGAAGGCCAAUGUGUCUUAUAAGUUUUUCUCGGCAUAUCUGGCCAAGGAGCUGAACGAGCAGCGCGAGUUCGAGAGCAGCGACGAGGAAGGGUCCGAGGACGAGUCUGAGGACGAGACGGAAAGAGUUGCUGGCGGUGCAGCCAUUGCUCCCAAAGAGGAGGCGACAAAAGGAGAGGUGACAGAUGUCAGCAAUGAUGCGAACGAGGACGAGCCGGACACACACAUUCUCACAGUAGAGGAGCUUGAAGAGCUCUUCCUGAGCUUCCAGCCAAAGGAUGACAGCAAUUCCGACCGGAGACUGCAAGUCGGUCUUGUCGGCUACCCCAACGUGGGCAAGUCGUCGACGAUCAACGCCCUGAUCGGCGCGAAAAAGGUGUCGGUGUCGUCGACGCCGGGAAAGACGAAGCACUUCCAGACGAUCCACCUGAGCGAGAAGGUGAUCCUGUGUGACUGUCCCGGAUUGGUGUUUGCCAACUUUGCGACGACCAAGGCAGAUCUGGUGUGCAACGGCGUGCUGCCGAUCGACCAGCUGCGCGAGUUCACGGGGCCGGCAGCACUGGUGGCGCACCGGAUACCGCUGCCCUUUCUCGAGGCCGUAUACGGCAUGCACAUCCGGCUGCGGCCGCUGGAAGAGGGUGGCACGGGCAUGCCGACGGCGGAGGAGCUGCUGAUGGCGUAUGCACGAGCACGCGGCUUCACCAAGGCCGGCCAGGGCCAGCCGGACGAGUCGCGAGCGGCGCGCUACAUCCUCAAGGACUACGUCAACGGCAAGCUGCUGUACUGCGCGCCACCACCGGGUGACUACGACCCGGUCGAGUUCAACCGCGGACUCUACGACGUGGCACAUCUGCCGGAAAAGCGGCGAGUAGCACUGGGGGCGGCGAAGGCGACGGGCGCGAUGCAAGGCAUGUCCCUGGCCGAGGACGAGGCGAACAGCGGGAGCGAGGACGACGGCGAGACGGAGGUGGCCAGCGACAUGAUCGCGCUUCCGGUCGGCCCCAAGACGCAGAAGCUGGACAAGGAGUUUUUCAAGCCGCAGCGCGGAACAGCCGGCCACAUGGACAUGCCUUUCAGCCACAAGUACUCGGAGCAGGGCCAGGCGGCGGGCAAGCAGCUCAGCGGGCGCAAGGCGCGGCUGAUGGUGGCGCUGGAGAACGGACUCGACCCGAGCGAGGUCCGGGCUCUGUCUGGCAAGAAGCACUUCAAGGCCGGCAAGAAGGCCAAGGGCAAGAAGAAGAUUGGCGUCGGCCUGGAGGAGGAGGUACGCGGUGGCGGCCACGCGCAGGUCUAG